AUGCCCAAAGAAAGAUCCGUCAACCCAGCACAAGCUCAGCGCAAGAAAGAGAAAGCCAAAGAAAUCAAGAAAGGCAAAGCAGCCGUCCAAGCAUCCCGCACCGAACGUCUCGCAAAACGCAACCCCGACCGCCUCCAAAAACAACUUGACGAACUCCGAGCCCUCGAAUCCUCCGGCGGAAAGCUUACCUCGCAUGAGAAGACACUUCUCGAAGGUCUUGAGAAAGAGCUCAAAGCAGUAAAGAAAGCGCGAGAGGCCUUAGGUGAUAAAGCGCCGAAAUUUGGCAGAGGCGAGUUUAGUGGUGACAGGGGAGGACGGGAUGGCGCGGUGUUAGGAAAGCGGAGGAGAGAUGAGAGCUCAGACGACAGCGAGGUAGACGAGGAAACGAAACGUAUACCUAUGCCACGCGACACACCGCCGCCUUUUCCGAAAGAGGUGUUAGAUAAAUGGUAUCAGAAACGUCGGGAGCGGUGGCAGGCGCAAAAUCCUGAUAAAGUCUCUGGAGAUAGGAAUUCGGGGACGAGUGCGAAUUCGAUGCCGCUUGGGGACAAUGCUAGGAGAUUUCCAGAUAGAAGUGUGGAGGAGAAACCGAGGGUUGUGGAGGAGACGAAGACGGUUUAUGAGGCUAAGCCUGCGUUGAGGGAUUUGAGGAAGGAGGCGGUAGCGUUUAUACCGGCGACGGUAAGGGCGAAGAUGGAUAAGAGUAAAGGAGUUGGAGGGUUGGUUGAGCCUGAGGAGGCGGAUAGAUUAGAGAGGGAAGGGUAUUUGCCUAGGGGUGAUAGUGGAAAGAGUCAAGCGGGUUCGAAAGGGGUGCAGAUGGAGGAGGUGGAGGAUGAGGAUGCUUAG
Messenger RNA from Glarea lozoyensis ATCC 20868, 846 nucleotides. RefSeq lists its product as uncharacterized. The record is from RefSeq and is a predicted model, not a curated record. NCBI's taxonomy places the organism in Eukaryota, Fungi, Ascomycota, Leotiomycetes, Helotiales, Helotiaceae. Gene Ontology annotation, biological process: RNA processing. Bases 1 to 846 code for a protein of 281 amino acids. The transcript is spliced from 2 exons.